Carassius carassius (crucian carp) is the source of this 829-nucleotide messenger RNA. Its product is annotated as insulin-like. Gene Ontology annotation, molecular function: hormone activity. The transcript is spliced from 2 exons. The coding region runs from base 365 to 829 and encodes 154 amino acids. The record is from RefSeq and is a predicted model, not a curated record. Lineage: Eukaryota; Metazoa; Chordata; Actinopteri; Cypriniformes; Cyprinidae. Gene Ontology annotation, cellular component: extracellular region.
UACUCUCCUGACCUGUACAGUUUAAGCUGAUCGUGAUAAAGCCCAUUACAGUUAUGAUGUGUUCCUAAUAUUUCUUAGCCAGAUGACAUACAUAAGAUGUCAUGUCAUUACACAGGAACUUUUGUUUUUCCACUGAUGCCAUCAGGAGCGAGGGCUGGCAAUAGGAAGCUAUGUAAGCAGCACGAUUCAUCCCAAUCCUGACCACUUUUGACUGACCGUGCUCACACAGGAAAGGUAAGCGAGAAACCAAAUAUUAUGUUGGGCGAUUUUCUAAAUGCUCAAGAUUGCAAAAAGGUGGAAAGAACCAAAUCUUUAGGCGUUUUCAUCAAUUUAGCAGUUAAAACAUAGAACACCGCUUUCAAAAAUGUGCUCCUCAUUCCCACAUAUUUAUUCUUUCAUGCCAGGCAGUACAUGUUCACCGCUUCAGCCCAUCAUGGACCUGUUGCUCCAGGCAGCAGCAAUAAUCCUGCUGCUGGCCUCCCUGCCCGAAUCACUCUCUACCCCAUCACAGCAUCUGUGCGGCUCCAGCCUGGUGGACGCGCUUUACCUUGUGUGUGAGCCUAGAGGCUUCUUUUACUCCAGCAGAAGCAGGAGGGACCUGGAGACUUUGCUGAGUAAGGAGUUUAUGAACAAAACUGUUUUGAUGAAACUUUGUUUUUUAAAGUGUUCUCUUCCACUUCCAGCCUUGCUCUCAAAAUUAGCAGAUUAUGAGGUAGCCCAGACCAAUCCAUUAAAACAGAAGGUGAUGAUGAAGAUGAAGAGAGGCAUUGUGGAACGAUGCUGCCACAGGCCCAGCACCAUCUACCACCUGGAGGACUACUGCAGCUGA